This is a messenger RNA of Scylla paramamosain (green mud crab), 2409 nucleotides long. RefSeq lists its product as uncharacterized. The coding region runs from base 705 to 1454 and encodes 249 amino acids. Lineage: Eukaryota; Metazoa; Arthropoda; Malacostraca; Decapoda; Portunidae. The transcript has 4 exons. The record is from RefSeq and is a predicted model, not a curated record.
GGUGGUUGGGGGGGAGAAGGAAGAAGAAGGGGAGGAGGUGGAGUAGAGGAAGAGGGAGGGUGGAGGAAAGGUUGGUGGACAGGUGGAGGGUCAGUGUGUUGGGCAGAGCGUCGCCGAGCACUUCCUUUCCGCCACGACUCUACCACCACCACCACCACUACUUCCACCACAACAACAAUAACAACAACAACAACAACAAUAACAACAGUAACAAUCACCAUUGCAUCAUUACACGACCCACGCUGCACACACUAACUACAGGCCACGCUCCCUCACCACCACCACCACCACCACCACCACACCACCACUCCACCACAACCACGCCUCCAUCUGCAGCUCUGCCUUCUCGACGCUCACUUUUGCCCCGCCAAGACCAUGUUGCGGCCGCCGACCCAGCCAGAGACUCAGGCCCAGCGAAUAGCCAUCCCCUGCUGAGGCUUAGUGUUGUCUCAAGCCCCGCAGACAGCCUGCUCAACGCGAUCCCUGAGCGACAUGAAGACAGGCUGGAAAGGAAAGGUGAUCAGCGAGACGAAAAAUCAUGUUCCUCUGAGGUCUUCGGGGAGAGAGAGAGGCGGAGGAGUGGGGGACGUCUUAAGAGCACCGGCCUUGCGAGCGUGUGCCAAGUGCGGCGGGAGAAGCCCUGGAGAGCCUCACCUUUGAGCCUCUCCUAUGCGAACAUUCGACCCGCUAAUCGCCUUACUAGUAUGUACAGACCGAGUCGUACCGUGAGUUUGGUGUGGGCGUGGGUGUGGGCGUGGUGUGGAGUGCCGGCGGGCGUGUUAGGGGCCGCUGCUAUCCCGCCGGGGCUGACCACAGAGGCACACAUCUUCACGGGCCCCACUACCACCACGCCCCCGCCUCCCGCGCCCCCUGAGGACUUUACUGUCACGUACAAGGAUGUGUUCGCCUCCUUCGUGCACCUUACCUUCAGCUACAACGCCACAUUCAACCUCACCAAAGUGACGGUGAUUUACAAGGAUCCUCACGACUCCAGCCGCCACUACAUCACCCUCAAGACAGUGGCGAACGGUGGCGACUUCGAUCCCACCUCUCUAUACGAGCCAGCGUCGGGCCGCCUCGGCUUCGAGUUCCGCCUCGGGGGUCUGUACCGGCUGCGGCGCUACAACCUGAGGGCUGACGGGUACCGAGGCCGCACCCACAUGGUCGGCACCAGCUUCACUUUCCUCACCGGGGAAGAUGACGGCGAGGACAAGCUGUACAACCUUCAGGGCAUCUUCCUUGUGCUGGGAAUCUCGACAAUCAUCAUGGUGGUAGUGAUGGUCUGCGUUGGCUACGAGAAACUCAUCCACGAGAAGAAGGACGAGUGCUGCCGCGUCAUGUGCUGCCGCCGAGGAAGCAAGAAGCCGCCGCCUAAAUCCUCAAUAUCCCCCGAACCUUUAGUAGUGAGGGAUAACAGAGGCGAUUUAGAUGACAACUCCAACCCUAGGUAUUGAGUUCCCGCCCAUUGCGAGUACAUACCCCCCGCUGCUCUUUCCCACACCAAAAUUCUGCAAGUCUCCAUAGCCUCUGGGAUGGUGAGGGAGAGCAGAGGUGACUUACAGGAUAACUUGUAACUCAAAGUAUUGAAUUUCCUCGGGUCUGCCUUCCUACCGUCCUCCCACGGUCUUGUAAAGCUGCCACCCUUACCCACCCUAUUCUUCAUCCUCCUGGUUAUCCCUCGAGCCCUUCUCCUCUUACACUGUUAUACUUCUUCUACAACCUAUCUUCCUCCGUCUCUCACUCCUUCUUCUAGGGUAGCUCGGUACAGUGCUCGGUUCAGACUUAAAAGUUGCGAGUUUGAUACUGUCUCACACCAGUUUCUCGUUGGGAGAGGUAGGGCUCUUUCGUAACCCCAACCGGUGCUCCAUAUGACCUCAUUGUUGCUGCGUUAUAUCACAGUCAGUUUUCAGUACCCGUUUUUCAGCCUCGUCCUUGAUACCAGAUGAUUAUGUUCCUCCGUUCUCCACGCCUCCAUCCUCCUUCGACACUCCCUCGUUCUGUUCCUGAGUCACUCGUCCAAGGACACCGCCUUAAUUAACCCGAGUGAUGGACACCAGGUGAUCCUAUCGUUGGGGAGUUACGAAGUCAUUCACCAUCUCUUGCCUUAUCCUGCGUCUCGUCUCGCUCCUCCUGCGGCUAUUCAUAGUUGUCAAGGGAAGGAAAAACCAGAGAGAGUUGAGUCUCUUAUUUAUUUUAUAGUCUUGGUGUCAGAUCGUGUUUUUGUAUUAUCUUAUUUAUCGCGUGUGUGGUUGACUUGGCUUAUUGAAUAUUUGAGACUUUGGUUUGGCGUGUGUGUGUGUGUGUGUGUGUGUGUGUGUGUGUGUGUGAGAGAGAGAGAGAGAGAGAGAGAGAGAGAGAGAGAGAGAGAGAGAGAGAGAGAGAGAGAGAGAGAGAGAGAGAGAGAGUAAA